This is a messenger RNA of Puccinia graminis f. sp. tritici CRL 75-36-700-3, 912 nucleotides long. RefSeq lists its product as uncharacterized. The transcript has 3 exons. The coding region runs from base 1 to 912 and encodes 303 amino acids. NCBI's taxonomy places the organism in Eukaryota, Fungi, Basidiomycota, Pucciniomycetes, Pucciniales, Pucciniaceae. The record is from RefSeq and is a predicted model, not a curated record.
AUGACCUCUCCAUCAAAGUCGCAUUCCAACACUACCCUAGGCUCCUUAAUACACAGUGUCGAGUUCAUCCACGAGUCCUACGCUCCUGCCCGGCCUUCGAAAUCGUUGAUUGCGGUCGGAAUGGCCGAUCGGGCUAAAGCCCAGUCGAUCACUCAGGCCGCCUGCGGGUUCAGCACCGACUCGAUGAUCUCCUCACUAUGCCUCGUCGGCAAACCCGAGCUCAUCGCUGCCUCGGCCUUCCUCAUUGCCGUCACCAUCUUCUCUCCGAAUCUCCCAUCUCAUAUCCGGACUAAGAUGGGAAUCAUCAAGAGCCACAUAGCAUUGAAAAUGAGACGGUCGACUUCAAUCGCCUCCUUAACCUCCUCUCGGGACGGGCCCGAAGAGCGUUCGAUCCAAGAGCCUAUCUUGCCAACGCGAUCAUCGACCAAUAUACUCAAUCAGUUCGCGAUGACAUUCGUGUCCGGACGAUCAAGCGUGCGCGGUUCCCAGGGCCAUCCCUCCUGCGUCGGCCGGUGGAAGCGAUCGAGACCCAGCCGUCUCAUACAAAAACAGGCACACAAGCUGCAGACAGUGGCAUGGCCCCAGGGAAAUCAGACGAGCAGAGUACGCCCCCCUAGUCGGGAAGAGGUUCCCCAUCGGGCCGUAUCUUCGACGCGUUCUCGUGCACUGAUGAGCGCCAACAUGGACCUCGGCACACCAAACGAAUCGACAAGUCUGUCGCCGAAAAGCGCCCGCGUGCUCUCCCUAACAGGGCCAACUGACAAGAAGUCGCCCGCCAAAAAACAGUCCAGGUCUCCUCAAUCCUCGGCCCGCCCCUCUAACAAUGCCAAGCUCGAUCGACCCUCAUUGGCCCCCUCCCAGCCCGCCCCUCAGCCUCCCUUCUACACCAAUAGAUAUCUGGUGAUCUCAUAG